AUGGAGGAAGAAGUUGCUGCUCUCGUCAUCGACAAUGGUUCGGGUAUGUGUAAGGCCGGUUUCGCCGGUGACGACGCACCACGAGCUGUCUUCCCCUCCAUUGUCGGUCGUCCCCGUCACCAUGGUAUCAUGAUUGGUAUGGGUCAGAAGGACUCCUACGUUGGUGAUGAGGCACAGUCCAAGCGUGGUAUCCUCACGCUCCGUUACCCCAUUGAGCACGGUGUUGUCACCAACUGGGACGACAUGGAGAAGAUCUGGCACCACACCUUCUACAACGAGCUCCGUGUUGCCCCCGAAGAGCACCCCAUUCUCUUGACCGAAGCUCCCAUCAACCCCAAGUCCAACCGUGAGAAGAUGACCCAGAUCGUGUUCGAGACCUUCAACGCACCCGCCUUCUACGUCUCCAUCCAGGCCGUUCUGUCCCUGUACGCCUCCGGUCGUACCACUGGUAUCGUUCUUGACUCCGGUGACGGUGUCACCCACGUUGUCCCCAUCUACGAGGGUUUCUCUCUGCCCCACGCUAUCUCGCGUGUCGACAUGGCUGGCCGUGAUUUGACCGACUACCUGAUGAAGAUCCUUGCUGAGCGUGGUUACACUUUCUCCACCACCGCCGAGCGUGAAAUCGUCCGUGACAUCAAGGAGAAGCUUUGCUACGUCGCUCUCGACUUCGAGCAGGAGAUCCAGACCGCUUCCCAGAGCUCCAGCCUCGAGAAGUCCUACGAGCUUCCCGAUGGACAGGUCAUCACUAUUGGCAACGAGCGCUUCCGUGCUCCUGAGGCUCUGUUCCAGCCUAACGUUCUUGGCCUUGAGUCUGGCGGUAUUCACGUCACCACCUUCAACUCCAUCAUGAAGUGUGAUGUUGAUGUCCGUAAGGAUCUGUACGGCAACAUUGUCAUGUCUGGUGGCACCACCAUGUACCCCGGUAUCUCCGACCGUAUGCAGAAGGAGAUCACUGCCCUUGCUCCUUCUUCCAUGAAGGUCAAGAUCAUCGCUCCCCCCGAGCGCAAGUACUCUGUCUGGAUCGGUGGAUCCAUUCUGGCCUCCCUGUCGACCUUCCAGCAGAUGUGGAUCUCGAAGCAGGAGUACGACGAGAGCGGUCCUUCCAUCGUUCACCGCAAGUGCUUCUAAGCUUCUUGCAGCACUUUACUACUCGUAUUCGCUCGUACUUUCCUGGUGUAUCAAAAAGCAGGAUGGGGGCACUGGUGGAUUGCAAGCGUUGUUGGACUCGCAUUAUCAAGCGGAUAGCCUGAAAAUGGAAUCUCGAUUU
This is a messenger RNA of Penicillium egyptiacum, 1267 nucleotides long. Lineage: Eukaryota; Fungi; Ascomycota; Eurotiomycetes; Eurotiales; Aspergillaceae. The record is from the annotation of a GenBank genome assembly.